UCCAUUCUGUCUUCAAGCCUCAGCUGCUCAGGACGUCCUAAUUUAAAAACAAAACAUCUUAAACUCGCUCCUUAAAAAACAAAACACAGUAUUUCAUUACUCUUCAUCACUAUGUUUCAGAUCCUCAUCAGUGGUGCUUCUUCUGAAACCUCUAGCGGCGGUGGGCGGGGCCGACCGCGUCACGGCGAGGAUCCCGCGCCUCCAUUGGCUCGUGUCAGCCCUGACAUCUGAGGGGUCUGUCCUGGAGCGAGCAGGCCGUGUAUGCUCCUGUCAUCCUCCCGAAGUGUCUCGAUGGCUGGACGCUAGGCUUGUGUGCGUCUCGCUGUAUGUUGAGAUUAAUCGCAGCUCAGCCUGAUUCCUGGGCUCUCUCGGCACAUCCAUCAGAGGGAUGGAAACAUGGCUGGAAAAGAGGAGCAUUCACGCUGUGAACCUGCGGUCUGUGUUCACCGCCGAGCAGCAGCGAAUCCUGGAGCGCUACUAUGAGAGCGGCAUGACCAAUCAGAGCAAGAGCUGCUUCCAGCUCAUCCUGCAGUGUGCGCAGGAGACCAAACUCGACUUCAGCGUGGUCAGAGUACGCCUGCUCCCUUCAUUCAUGCCACACUUCAUUUCAGACGGUUUGAGCUGUUUGUGUUGUAUUUAUGGGGUAAUGAGUGACAUGUCGGCUCCCUGGCUUCACAGUAGCUCGCGGAAAAGACCGCUGCAGGACAGGACGCAGUUCAGCGACAGAGACGUGUACACGCUGAAGCGCUACUGGGAUCACGGCAUGACCAGCCUGGGCUCUCUGUGCAGAGAGAAGAUCUCCGCGGCCGCCAGCGAGCUCCGAGUGGACACUGAGAUCAUCACGACGUGGAUUGGUAACCGCAGAAGGAAGUACCGUUUGAUGGGGAUUGAGAUCCCUCCUCCUAAAGGAGGGCCGGUCGUAUUCCCAGAUCGUUCCCCUCACGUGCUUGAAGACGAGCGUCAGACUCCGGAGCGAGGAGAGGCCAGCGAACACAGCGUCGUCGUGUCCAUUAUGUCUAGUAACUGUACAUUUGCCUCUGUUAAAGAUGGAGCCAGUGAUUUAUAUCUGACAGAAAACGAUGAUGUGAACGAUGAAUCAGAUGGUUCCACACCUGCUAAACAUGUGAAGAUUGAAAUCGUUGACGAAGAUGAUGAUGAUGGAGACAUGUUGACCACUGAGAUGGAGCAGAUGCAAAACCUCUUCAGGGUAAGAAAUGAAGAAGUGCAGUUUCUUGAGAAAGAGCUGCAGAGCCAGAAACAGAAGUUCUCAGAGCUGAAGCGCUCCCCCAGAAGCCUGCUGAUCGCUGUGAAAAACAAAGACAGAACGAAACAGCAGCAGCUGUUAGCCAGUCUGCCUCAGAGAGUGAGAGCCCUGGGGCUGGAGAACAACCACAGCGAGUCUGGUGCAGAGACGCCCACCAGAGAGUCCUCUGUAUCAGAGGAGGAGGAGGACACGGAUCAGACCAGACUGUGAACGCCGCUCUGUUCCUCACACACACCACGUAGUGCCUGUGGAAACCAACCAGUAACUGCUGGGCCAAACCAGUCAUUUUCUACAGCAUAUAUCAUAUCAGACUGCCCUGGCCGGUCCGGUACUAACAAAUAAACACCACUACGUCAACACAAGAUUGCCUCGUCUCAUUUCUAUGACAUCUGUAAGCAUGAAACGCACAAGAUCAGGUAAAAACACAUAUUUUACACUGGUUCAUGUGUUCAGCAGCAAACCAUUGACAUUCAAAGCAUUUCAGAGAUUUGGUUUAAUGAGGAUUAAAAUAAGCAUUGUUUGGAGUUUUGUGAUUGUAGGGUGGUUGUGUUCACACGGGCAGCACACACUUGUGUUCAAACACCAUCUAAAAGUGGAUUUUGCAUAAUAUAAGAAAGCUUCAAUAUUGAAAUAUCGCUUCGGCAGUCUCACGCAUGCUGUG
Messenger RNA from Cyprinus carpio (common carp), 1925 nucleotides. Its product is annotated as highly divergent homeobox-like. Lineage: Eukaryota; Metazoa; Chordata; Actinopteri; Cypriniformes; Cyprinidae. The record is from RefSeq and is a predicted model, not a curated record. Gene Ontology annotation, biological process: regulation of transcription by RNA polymerase II. Gene Ontology annotation, molecular function: RNA polymerase II cis-regulatory region sequence-specific DNA binding; DNA-binding transcription factor activity, RNA polymerase II-specific.